GGAGGCAUUAUUUCUACUUCUUUUGCAUCAAAAAAGUAGAAGUGUCAUAGACUCAUCGUGUAGUUUUUGAUAGGGAAAAAAGAUGGGGUUGGGUAUUCGUGCUUUGAUCAUGGUGUCCAUUACCAUGUGUACUCUCACGUCAGUGGCAAAUGCUGCAGAGGGGACUGCUACUUUCUACACCCCUCCUUAUGUCCCCUCUUCGUGCUAUGGAUUUCAAAACAAUGGUGUCAUGAUAGCUGCGGCAAGCGAUGCAAUAUGGGGGAAUCGAGCAGCUUGUGGGAGAAAUUAUAGAGUCAGAUGCAUCGGAGCAACAAAUCAGGGUGUACCACAACCUUGCAAGGGUACGAGCGUUGUGGUUAAAAUCGUCGAUUAUUGUCCACCAGGAUGUCAGGGAACCAUCGAUCUCUCUCAAGAAGCUUUCUCUGCAAUAGCUAAUCCUGAUGCCGGAAAAAUCAGAAUUGAAUAUACUCAGGUUUGAAGAUGUAUAGAUCAGUAUUAUGGCCUCCUAAUAACGAGUUUAUAUAUGAUAGUAUUGAAAUAAGCUGCAUGCAGCUAGCUCGAUCGUGAUGGAGUACUUCUUUGUUUCAAGCGUACGUGACAAGUUAUAUAUAUAUAUAUAUAUAUAUGGUAACAUUAAUGAAAUAAGCAACACGUCGAAACUUGUAUGUAUCAAAUAUGAUGCCAAGUUGAUGUUGAAAUAUGCAUAUGUAUGUAAGCUUCAAUGCAAAA
Juglans microcarpa x Juglans regia is the source of this 729-nucleotide messenger RNA. RefSeq names its product EG45-like domain containing protein. NCBI's taxonomy places the organism in Eukaryota, Viridiplantae, Streptophyta, Magnoliopsida, Fagales, Juglandaceae. Bases 83 to 478 code for a protein of 131 amino acids. Gene Ontology annotation, biological process: systemic acquired resistance. The transcript has 3 exons. The record is from RefSeq and is a predicted model, not a curated record. Gene Ontology annotation, cellular component: cell wall; apoplast.